AUGUCAUACAACCGCCCUCCCAUGCCUUUACCGAAGGAUGCGAACCCCAAUCGGUCCACUUCUGGGUUGUUUUACCCUAAUGAGCCCAUAAUGCCUCCUAGAAAUGAAGAACCGGACUCUAUGAUAUCAUCAUUAGUUCUCGAUACCGCCACUCCUACAAUAGAUGCCAUGAACAGCAUCAAUAUUACCAAUGAUAUGGUUCAAGAGGCUGAGUAUGUCACCGUUAAUGAUCUUCCAAUAAACACUAGUGCCCCACCUGCCAUGUUCACAAGAACUGGGCACGAGAUACCUAUCCCCGAUGGUGUGGAGAGGAAUGGAAGACCUGUUGCUACCAACAAAUUCUAUGGAAACUUUUUGCUAGGUAGUCAAACAUGCGCAACAUGGACUCACCCUUACUCAGUCUGGAUUUCCAAGGAUAAUGCGUUCCCAGGAUUUGCCGCAAAUCAUGUACGUGCUUCACAAAGAGUAUUUGGUGAUGGCAAUCCAGCACCAUUCUUCUUUAGUCCAAUUGGAAUUAGAUCAUUUGUCUUUGGUGCGAAUGAGUUACCAUCUUUUGAAAGUAUGUCUUUGCGUUUUACUGACUUAUCGCACAUGUCAAUCCAUGUAUGGCUAAAGAAAUCCGAGUCGGAGCAUAUCAGAUUUCCUAUCGUUCAAGGUAUGGGCUUUAUUACCGCUAACUAUAGCAAUCUGACACCCAGAUUACAAUCUGCUGUCGGCUUUAGAAAUCUGAACAGUAUGGCAUCACCCAGGACAGAUAUGCAAAAGUAUCAAGUCUUACUGGAAAACGAUGUGAAAUGGACCAUUUACGUGAAACUAGAUUCAAAAUGCAACAACUUCCAGUUAUUCAUUGCGAAUGGAAAUACAAUCCAAGCUAACCAACGUGUCAGUUCGGCCACAAUCCAAGUUGUUGCAGAUACUGUUGAGGCUAUAGACCAGGCAGCUGGUUGUUAUCCGGUGAAUUGCGAUGUUGUAAAUGCAGUUAAUAAGGACAAAGGUAUCUAUAGACUGGCUUAUAAAACAGAAGGCUAUUCAAACAAAGGUACGACCCUCUUGUAUGGAUUGAGACACCAUAUGGUAUCAAUGACUAUCCCAACUGCGUUGACCAGUAUUAAUUCAGAGUUAGACUCUACUGUGAUGGGUGUUAUGAGGGGCUUCAUCACAAAUACGCUGGAAAUGCAGGUUCAGAUUCCAGCUAAUGUUGAUUUUAUCCCAGCUACAACAAUUCCAGGAAGGAGAGUUUUAUACUCGCAUGAAGUGUUGGAAAAAGUAAGAGAUGCAGCUAGAAAAGAAGUGAAUGGAGACGUAAUCAAUGAAUCUAAUGUUAACUCAAUGUAUUUUUCAGGUAAAGUAUUGGCCAAAUAUGCAUGGAUACUAUUUUGCUGUCAAUAUAUCGUUAAUGACAGAGGAUUGGUGGAUAUUCUAUUACCAAAGUUGAAGGAAGCAUUUGCACGCUUUUCACAAAACCAGCAACAAUUACCGCUAAGAUAUGACACUACAUGGGGUGGUGUUAUAUCUUCAGGAACUAGUGGUGACGAUUUUGGAAAUUCUUACUAUAACGAUCAUCAUUUCCAUUAUUCCUACCAUAUUAUUGCCGCUGCAAUUUUGACGAAAGUUGACAGAGACAUUGGUAAUGGUAGCUGGUUUACUGAAAAUCGAGAAUGGGUUGAAACCCUAAUAAGGGAUUAUGCUAAUCCUUCAGAAAACGAUCCCUAUUUCCCCAUGUAUAGGUCAUUUGACUGGUUCACUGGACACUCGUGGGCAAAAGGUCUCUUUGAGAGUGGUGAUGGUAAAGAUGAAGAGUCAAGUUCUGAAGAUGUCAAUUCUUGUUACGCUUUGAAACUAUGGGGUAUGGUUUCUGGAAAUGUUGCAUUGGUCAACAGAUCGAAUGUCCAACUUGGAAUUCUAAACACAUCACUUAAUCAAUAUUUCCUUUAUGAUGAUGCUAACAAAACUGAACCACCACAAUUUAUUGGUAAUAAAGUAAGUGGUAUAUUAUUUGAGAACAAGAUUGAUCAUACAACUUAUUUUGGGAAUUAUCUUCAAUACAUCCAAAUGAUUCAUGCUAUACCAAUAACUCCCAUGUCGUCAUUUAUCAGACACCCAUCAUAUGUUGAGCAAGAGUGGAUUCAAAAACUUCAAGGCAUAGUUAAUGAUGUUAAUGACGGUUGGAAAGGAAUAAUGAUGCUAAAUUUGGCUUUGUUCAAUCCUCGAGCAUCAUUUGAAUUUUUUUCAUCUCCCAAUUUCUCCGGUAAUUUCCUUGAUAAUGGUCAGAGUUUGACAUGGUCCCUUGCUUAUUCAGGUGCGUUCAUUUGA
Molecule: messenger RNA, 2313 nt
Organism: Nakaseomyces glabratus
Lineage: Eukaryota; Fungi; Ascomycota; Saccharomycetes; Saccharomycetales; Saccharomycetaceae
Gene: ACF2
Product: endo-1,3(4)-beta-glucanase
Cellular component (GO): cell surface
Molecular function (GO): endo-1,3(4)-beta-glucanase activity; glucan endo-1,3-beta-D-glucosidase activity
Source: RefSeq, a predicted model, not a curated record